Molecule: messenger RNA, 1053 nt
Organism: Monomorium pharaonis (pharaoh ant)
Lineage: Eukaryota; Metazoa; Arthropoda; Insecta; Hymenoptera; Formicidae
Exons: 3
Coding region: 1-762 (253 amino acids)
Source: RefSeq, a predicted model, not a curated record
AUGGCGGUAUCUGGAAGCAACUUUUCAUUGGCUGUUAAAAAGCAUAUGCGUAUGAGCAUACCUUAUAUCCUUCCACCAUGGGGUGCGUUCAAAAAUUCUACCCUGGGUAAAGAAGCAACUAUUAUUAAUAAGCCUAUUCUUGGGCGUCAUAUUCCUUAUUGUUUAGAAAAUGGUGACACAAUAAUUCAAAACGGUAUAAUUUUAGUAACUGAUCAACACGAUGGGUUAGUCUAUGCUUGUCAAGCUACAACAGAAAACCUCAAGUUAUUGAAGGUUAUUCCUACAUUUGCAUUUGAAUCCUCAGCUUCUCCAAUGCUUGUUGUAUCUUUAGAGCCACAAGUAGAUUCAAACCAGAUUACAAAAAGUUCAGGCACAAAGUGGUCAAAAGAUGCCGUACUUUUUUUAAUUAAACAGUGGAAAAAAAAUUCGUCUAAAUUUGCAAGUACAACAAUUAGAAAUGAUGAGGUGUGGAAGGAUAUAACCAAAGCAUUAGAAGACGCAGGUUUCACCGGGUAUACCUGGAAACAAGCUCAAGAUAAAUGGAAAUAUAUUCGUAAAGGAUAUAUGAAAAUGAAAGAUAAUAUUGGGGAUAAAAGUAGUAGUGCAUCAAGAAUAACAUGUAAAUUUUUUGAUGAACUUGACGAAGUUUUUAGAAAGAGUCCAAGUGUCGAACCAAUAAGUGUAGCAUCUUCUCGUAACUUCACAAGUUUGCCAAGUGAAGACACUGAUUCAGAUUCAGAUAAAAAAUUUUCUCAAUAUUAGCCUGAGAAAAAGAAGAGAAAGCUUGAUAAAGAUACUUCUACAUGGAUGUCAACUUUUAGAGAUGCUGCCAAGGCAAGAGAAAUAGCACGAGAGGAACGUCAUCAGCAAACAUUAGAGGUCCUUAAUAGAGCUGUUGAUACCUAUGAAACUGUAAUGCAAAAACUAAUUGAUAAAUUGUAAGCCUACUUUUGCCUCUAAUUAGUUUGUUGCAAUUGCUUGUAAUUUUUGAAAGUUCCUACUUUUUUGCAUUUCUUAAUUUUUAUUAAAAAUGGAUGAUCGUACCAUUUUUUU